CGGACAUCAUGUGGCCAACGACAGCCUGCUGACAGACACACCACUCACAGGGGGAACCCUAUAUAAGCUCUGCAGCUGUCAGGUGGAGGACACUGGCUGCUUUGCGCUGUGGGGACGAGUCGCUUUAUUGGGGAUUACAGACACUCAUAGAUCCACACUGUAAGAAUGUCUCACUCUUGGGGAUACGCAGCAGACAACGGACCCGACAAAUGGGCCAGUAACUUCCCAAUUGCCAAUGGACCCCGCCAGUCUCCCAUUGACAUCGUCCCUGGUGAAGCAUCCUUCGACGGGGGGCUGAAGCCGCUCAACCUGAAGUACGACCCCUCCACCUGCCUUGAAAUUCUCAACAACGGACAUUCCUUCCAAGUGACCUUCGCAGAUGACUCCGACAGCUCAACUCUGAAAGACGGACCGAUCUCAGGGACCUACAGGCUCAAGCAGUUUCACUUCCACUGGGGAGGUUCUGACAGCAGGGGCUCUGAACACACCGUCGCCGGGACCAAGUAUCCUGCUGAGCUUCAUCUUGUGCACUGGAACACCAAAUACCCAAGUUUUGGUGAGGCUGCCAGCAAGCCCGAUGGCCUCGCUGUUGUCGGAGUAUUCCUGGAGAUUGGUGCUAAGAAUGCCAGCCUCCAGAAAAUUCUUGAUGCCUUUGAUACCAUCAAGGCCAAAGGCAAGCAGACCACAUUCGCAGGCUUUGACCCUGCAACCUUGCUCCCUGGCUGCCUGGACUACUGGACCUAUGACGGCUCUCUGACCACACCCCCUCUGCUGGAGAGCGUCACCUGGAUCGUCUGCAAGGCGCCAAUCAGCGUCAGCUGUGAACAGAUGGCUAAAUUCCGCAGCCUGCUCUUCUCCGCUGAGGGUGAGCCCGAGUGCUGCAUGGUGGACAACUACCGCCCUCCCCAGCCGCUCAAGGGUCGCCCCGUCCGUGCUUCCUUCAAGUAAUACCCCCUCCCCCUCUUUUGCCCUUUCUGCCCUGUUGCCCUCUCCCUUCCCCCAACCUUUAGUCAAACGCCCGGAGUUACCUCUGUAGCAGUGAGCCACAAAGCACACAUAUCUCUCUCCGUCCAAUUUUGAAAAGAAACUAAAUUCCUGUGGCCCAUUGCUUUCAUGCUGGGCUGUAUGGCUGUGAGAUGGAGCUCUUACGGCAUUUUCCCCUCUGUUUGUAUGUGUGUUGUAAGCCAGCAAAGAUGCCCUGUCAUAAUUUAUUUUUUAAGACAAACACCAGUUUUUUUUAAAGAGGCAUUACAAAAGUGUGUGCUCCAACAACCAUCACUUGGAAAAUGAAGAUGACCUGUAGUCAAAAUGGUGCUCUUGAGCCAGCAUGGAGCUGAUAGCUUGCUACAGUAAAGGGGGGGGGGAUAUAUGCCCAUCUGUGAGGAGGGUAAGGUGCACAUAAAAAGAUGCACACUCAGACACGCAGGAAACACUCCCACUGCCAGUCUGUCUCUAAUCUCAGACCGACUGCCGGCUUCUGCAUCACAGCAGCUUAAUGAAACGCUGCAGCCGCCUCCAUCACAACCAAUUGACUCGGAAAAUCCCCCUCUGGCGCACACACAAACACACAUGCACACACGGCCUCGUGCAGACAUGAUGCCUGUUGGCACUGACCUGCUUAUUGAUUGAAUUCGGUGUAAAGCAACCAAGGACAUGAGGACAGAGUUUUUGCUAGUAUUGAACAUCAUGACAAUGGCUUAUUUCUCUGUUUCCACAGUGUAAUCUUCAACUCUUUCAUGUGUGUCAUCCCGUGCUGUGUUUUUCAUUAUUAUUAAGGAUUAUUUUUUAGCCUAACAGCUUAAGCAAAAUAAGUCUUAAGUUAUUCCUGAUUGUUGUUUUUUUUUUGUUUUUUUUACCAAAAGGUCAUGUGCAUUUUUGAUGAUAAUAUAGAAAUAGAGAGGAUUGACCCUCCUCUGGAAAAAUGAAAUGUGAAGAAAACCCCUCAUUGUGUCGUUCUGAAAAGUGUUGAGUGUUAAAGCUUAAAACGCACAGUCGCCAUGUUGGCAAUGCCAUAGUGGCUAAUGCACAAAGCCAAGGAUGAAAUUAGCCUGCCAAGAAAGCCAAGGAGGGAGUCAGUCUGCCAACAUAUAAGAUUAGAGUGUCAGCCUAGAGUAUAGGACUAUGUGUAGGGGGAUAAUUAACUAAAGACAACAUGAGGUCCUUUUGGUUUGGGCUCUUUAGGCAUUUUCAAAACAAAUGAAGGAGUCGAUAAUGCGAUGUAUUUAAAGAUUGUAAUUAACUUUUUUUUAAAAAGCAAACCGCCUUAUGCCGAUCUUUGUUAGGGCCGUCCCAUGAGUUUCUGUUGUUGUCAUUCUAUUUUGGAAUUGGACGUUUUACUAGUUGAAUAAAUAUAUUUUAUGAAUA
Molecule: messenger RNA, 2364 nt
Organism: Labrus mixtus (cuckoo wrasse)
Lineage: Eukaryota; Metazoa; Chordata; Actinopteri; Labriformes; Labridae
Product: carbonic anhydrase 1
Exons: 7
Coding region: 166-948 (260 amino acids)
Biological process (GO): carbon dioxide transport
Cellular component (GO): cytoplasm
Molecular function (GO): zinc ion binding; carbonate dehydratase activity
Source: RefSeq, a predicted model, not a curated record